This is a messenger RNA of Micromonas pusilla CCMP1545, 1670 nucleotides long. RefSeq lists its product as uncharacterized. The record is from RefSeq and is a predicted model, not a curated record. Lineage: Eukaryota; Viridiplantae; Chlorophyta; Mamiellophyceae; Mamiellales; Mamiellaceae. Bases 16 to 1566 code for a protein of 516 amino acids. The transcript has 3 exons.
CGAAACCCUCGUCCGAUGGCGUCGUCGGCGACGUUCGGCGCGCGAUGCGCGACGCCCGCGCGCCUCGCGGCGGGAUCGGCGCGCCAUCCUCGACGCGCGCACCGCGCGUCGCGCGCCUCGACGACGCGCGCGCAGGCCGGGGUCGAGCCGCACAACCACCGCGGAGACACCGCGAGAUCGCCCGCGCGCGACCCGAGGGUGGACAUCAUCGGCAAGCCGUCGGAGCGCUCGCCGCUCGCGCCGUCGCCGCCGUCGUCGCCCGCGCGCCCGCGCGGCGCGUCCGCGCCGUCGCCGUCGCCGCCGGCGACGGCGGCGGCGAUGAAGAAGCCCGGAGCCUCCUCCUCGUCGUCGUCCGCGCGAGGGGCGAGCGCGGAUCUCGGACCGAACACGCCGCGGCGCUACCAGCGCACGUCGUGGUACGGCGCGGUGCCCCUCGGCGCGGGCGUGCGCUCGAACGUCACCGCGAGGCGUCGACGACUGGCGGCAGCCGCGGAAGCCGGCGGAAUCGACGGCGGCUCGCUCGGGUCGUCCAACCCUGCGGUCGUGAAGGCCGCGACCGCGGGGCACGCGCCGCUCCCCGCGAUGAAGAAGCCGUUCAAGGAGCCGGCGAGCGGCGACGGCGGCGACUCGCUCGACCUCCCGAGGCAGACGAGCGUCGACGCGGUCGCGAAGAAAAAAGACGACGACGACGCGAAAACGAAAGCCGCGAGCGACGACGACAAGAGCGCGGGCGCGGCGCACCUGACGCGCCUCCUCCGCACGCCCCUCAGCGGCGGCGUCUUGAACUCGAUGAAAGACGCGGACCUCCCGACGGUCGCGGUCGCGGCGAGGAACCUCAUGGAGCUCGCGGACUACGCGGAUCUGUCCACCAUAAUGAGCAACAUGAAUCACCGCAGGAACUUGGCGUACAACACGCGCGCGAGUCUUACGGUGAAGAUGAACGGCUGGGGCGGUCUCGCGAACGCGCGCGUGACAAUCUUCGGCGACGUCACGCGGCUCCCCGCGGAGCACCAGGCGGCGGCGAACGAGAUCUUCAAGGCGAAGUACGAGGCGAGGAAAGAAGAGGUGGAUCUCCAGGACCGCUGGGGCGAUUACACGUUCUACAGGAUGAACGACGUCAUCGACGUGUACUUCGUCGGAGGGUUCGGGACGUUGAACUGGGUCAAUCUCGCGGAGUACAAGAGCGCGAAGCCGGAUAAGAUCGUGACGCCGUCGGCGGGGAGCUCAGUGCUCGACGUCCUCGCCGAACUCAACACCAAGUACGGCGCGCGGCUCGCGCAGAGCGGCGCGGUGCAGGCUGGCGCGGCGUUCAACGAGCCCCUCGACGGACGUGCGAUUCCGCGCGUGGACGACCUGUGGAUAAUCUCGAUCGAUAAGAGGGGCGUCGACGUCCGCGUGCGCGUCGACGGCGUGUCGCAGGUGCGAAGGCUGUCGUGGAACGGGUGCGUGGAGACGUACGCCGACGCGUGCGGCGCGGUGGAGGCGAUCAUCGACGGGCGGAGCUGGGACGGGGGGGAGAAUCCGAGCGAGGAGUGCGACGUGCGCGAGAAGAAGCCACGGUCGUGAGGAAGGGGAGGAGACGAGCGAGAGAGAGGAGAGAGAGGAGAAGAGAAGAGAGGCGAGUCGCUCGCUCGCUCGACGUGUAAAACGCAAACCAAACCGACGCAAUC